AAACCCAAGCUAGCAAAGAUGAGGAAAUUGUGGAAAUAUUUUGUGCAAUUGCUAAAUACUACCUUCUGAAUAAAGUUGAGAUAGACCCCAAUUGGAUAGAAUGGUCUUCAGAUAAAACCACUUGGACUUAUCAAAACAGAUACCUAGACAUAGAAGGAAUUGAAUCUGACGAUGAGUUAGAGUUUGAAGACAGUAACUAUGAGAUUUUUAACUCAGAUUAUACUUAUAAUUUUCAAUUGGACCACAAUGAAUGUUG
Molecule: messenger RNA, 256 nt
Organism: Racocetra persica
Lineage: Eukaryota; Fungi; Glomeromycota; Glomeromycetes; Diversisporales; Gigasporaceae
Source: the annotation of a GenBank genome assembly